UAAUAUAUGUUUCAUGAGAGAUAUUUUUAUAUUUAAACAAUUUGAAAGCCAUAUAUAUAUAUAUGUGUGACCUUACAUCAAGCAAGAAAAUGCACUCUGUUAACAUGGCUAACAAGCUCUCUUUCUUCUUUUGCAUUCUCCUUGUUUCACUGGCUGUUGAUUCUUUUUGGUCCUCAAACACUCAAGUGAUGGCUUUGCGAGAUCUACCUUUAUUAGAAGAAGCUGUACAAGUAAUUGAGCAGAUUGUACUUCGAGAUGUGCGUUGUUUCGACCGUUGCAAGACGAAUGCAGAUUGCAAAAAUGUAAUAGGCCCGAGAAAGUGUACGAAUUGUCGUAAGGGUUAUACGUCUGUGAAAAAGUGCUACGCUAAUUGACCAAUUUUGUGUGUCAACUUGUAAGAUUAAGAAUAUAAUUGACUUUAUCGUUCUGAAUCCUACUUCAUAUAAAAGAAAGCAACUAAGUUUAGGUGCUUCAGUUAUCAGUUUCAUGGUCGUUUGUUUGGCAUUUGUGCUCAAGGAUGUGAUGAUAGUUGUAUAUCAUAAUAAAUCAGUUCUUUUGGUUGUAAAAGCAAUUUACUGCAGCUUCAAUAAAAACUUUCAGCAAUGAACUUAAAAUGU
Messenger RNA from Lycium barbarum (goji berry), 617 nucleotides. Its product is annotated as fruit-specific protein-like. The transcript has 2 exons. Bases 63 to 374 code for a protein of 103 amino acids. Lineage: Eukaryota; Viridiplantae; Streptophyta; Magnoliopsida; Solanales; Solanaceae. The record is from RefSeq and is a predicted model, not a curated record.